Molecule: messenger RNA, 2288 nt
Organism: Brassica rapa (field mustard)
Lineage: Eukaryota; Viridiplantae; Streptophyta; Magnoliopsida; Brassicales; Brassicaceae
Product: peptidyl-prolyl cis-trans isomerase PASTICCINO1
Molecular function (GO): protein binding; peptidyl-prolyl cis-trans isomerase activity
Source: RefSeq, a predicted model, not a curated record
UUUUCUAAAAGACGGGACUUUUGACUUUUCAGUUUCGUAACUUUUUCUUUUGUUAUUUAGAAAAACAAAACAAAAGAUUAUUUAUAAAAGAUAUACUUUCUUCAUUUCAUAGAAUGAAACUCAGUAGUUGAGCUAUAAAGAGAGGAGGGCGAUUUCAAGUAGUAGUUGAUCGGCGAUGGAUGCGGCGGAGCAGAACCACUUGCUGCCCAAGAAGAAGAAAUCCGAAACGGAAGACGAUAAGAGGAGGAAGAGAAUUGUUGCAGGGAGCUUGUUGAAAGCAGUGGUGAGACCUGGAGGAGGCGAUUCAAGCCCUAAGGAUGCUGAUCAGAUUAUUUAUCACUGUACUGUAAGGACACUGGAUGGUGUAGUAGUGGAAUCUACGAGGUCUGAAUGUGGAGGGAGAGGUUUACCGAUAAGAGAUGUCUUGGGGAAGAGUAAAAUGAUACUUGGAUUGCUCGAGGGGAUUCCCACUAUGCAUAAGGCUGAAAUUGCAAUGUUCAAGAUGAAACCUGAAAUGCACUAUGCAGAGAAGGAUUGUCCUGUCUCCGCUCCAGGCAAUUUUCCGAAAGAUGAUGUGCUUCAUUUUGAGAUUGAAUUGCUGGAUUUUGCUAAAGCCAAGAUUGCAAGUGAUGAUUUGGGGGUCAUCAAGAAGAUUCUAAAUGAAGGUGAGGGAUGGGAAUCUCCCAGAGAACCCUAUGAAGUAAAAGCCUGGAUAUCAGCUAAAUCUGGUGAUGGACAAGUGAUCUUAGCUCCCAAAGAAGAACCUUAUUUCUUCACGUUUGGAAAAUCUGAGGUGCCUAAAGGUCUUGAAAUCGGAAUUGGAACAAUGGCUAGGAAGGAGAAGGCAGUGAUAUAUGUUCGCAAGCAAUAUUUGACUGAAUCUACUUUGAUGCAUAUAGCUCAAGACCUUGAGGAAGUUCAUUUUGAGGUCGAACUUGUGCAUUUUAUUCAGGUGCGAGACAUGCUUGGAGAUGGACGUCUGAUUAAACGUCGAAUUCGAGAUGGAAGAGGAGAAUUUCCAAUGGAUUGUCCUCUCCAAGACAGUCGGUUAAGCGUUCACUACAGGGGCAUGCUUCUCAAUGAAGACAAGACUGUCUUUUAUGAUAGUAGGAUUGAAAAUGGUGAUCAGCCCUUGGAGUUCAGUUCAGGAGAAGGACUUGUGCCAGAGGGAUUCGAAAUGUGUACUCGUUUGAUGCUACCUGGGGAGAUUGCUCUUGUUACAUGUCCCCCUGAUUAUGCAUAUGACAAAUUUCCAAGGCCGCCUGGCGUUCCUGAAGGUGCACAUGUUCAGUGGGAGAUUGAACUCCUUGGUUUCGAAACGCCAAGAGAUUGGACUGGUUUGGACUUCCAGAGCAUCAUGAAUGAGGCAGAAAAUAUCAGAAGCACGGGAAACAGGUUGUUCAAAGAAGGAAAAUUUGAGCUCGCAAAAGCAAAGUAUGAAAAGGUGCUCCGGGAGUUUAAUCAUGUAAACCCACAAAAUGAUGAUGAAGGAAAAGUAUUUGGUGACGCAAGGAAUAUGUUACAUCUGAAUGUUGCGGCUUGCUUGCUUAAAUUGGGAGAGUGGAGAAAGUCUUUAGAGACAUGUAAUAAGGUCCUCGAAGCAAAGCCUGGACAUGCAAAAGGUCUCUACCGCCGCGGAAUGGCUUACAUGGCAGGCGGAGAGUAUGAAGACGCUAGAAAUGACUUCAACAUGAUGAUCAAAGUGGAUAAAUCAUCAGAAGCUGAUGCAACAGCGGCACUCUUGAAACUCAAGCAGAAGGAACAGGAAGCGGAGAGCAAAGCUAGAAAACAGUUCAAAGGAUUAUUCGACAAGAAACCGGGGGAGAUAACCGAAGUCGGUUCAGAAAUAAGAGAGGAGACUAGAACUAUAGAAGAAGUAGACGAGACAAAAGAUAAUGAUGGCGAUGAUGAAGAAACACAGGAAGAAGAAAAUACGGCCACAGUGAGCACUGAAAGGAAGAGGAAAUGGUCGGAGAAAGCCUGGCCGAUUCUGAAGAACGUGAUGGUUCAGAUAGGAAUCCAGCUUUGUGUUGCCUUGUUAGGUGUUUAUAUUUUCCAGUUUGUCAGCGCCAGAUUUACAUAAGAGACCAGCGGUAGUCACUCACUUCUCCUAUCAAAUUAUUCAGAAAAUAUAAAACUAAUGGAUAAUGAAAGCUCAUAUUGAUUUCAAAUAACUUUAGUUAUUUGUGAUGGUAGUUGCUCAAAGAUGGGUAGCAUUUGUCCCUUUGUAGUUACGUCUACUACUCGAUCUACUUGCUUCAUGAACUGAUUAGUUCUUGUUUCUUUUA